AUGGUUUUAAAUUUGACAGUGCUGAACAUAUUUAUGUUAAAAAAGAUAAUCUAUCAACGUCUGUGUCCAACAAAAACAAUAAAAGUUAUUUUUGUUGAUAAAUUAAACUGUGAAACAUUUUUAAAAACUGGGUUAAAAAUUGAUAAUUUGCAUUAUGAUCCUGAACCAGCUAAACCAAAUACACAACCCGUUCAGUGCUACAAAUGUUGUAAAUUUGGACAUCCAGCAAAAUAUUGCAAAAAUGUUGAAAUAUGUAAUAAAUGUAGUGGUUCACAUGCAGCAAACAUUUGUACAAGUACAGAUGUUAAAUGCAUAAAUUGUGAUGAACAACAUAUGGCAACAUCAAAACAAUGUAAAGAAUAUUUAAGAAAUAAAGAGAAAAUUAAAAAAACAAUUUUUGAAUGA
Didymodactylos carnosus is the source of this 405-nucleotide messenger RNA. The record is from the annotation of a GenBank genome assembly. Lineage: Eukaryota; Metazoa; Rotifera; Eurotatoria; Philodinida; Philodinidae.